AUGAGCGCUCAGAAGACCACCGACUACACUUCAUGGACAAAUGCAGAUCUAAUAGCCCGCGUUGCUGACCUUGAGCGCCAGCUGCGGCAGCAGAAUGCUCAGAUACUAGCUCGCUCGACAUCUCCCAAACGCAGACGCAUUCGGACUCAACGCGCCAACGUGUUCGACGCAACCAAGUACUCCACAAGACACAUCGCACUUAAAAUCGCAUACCUCGGACAAAAAUACAACGGCUAUGAGCACGCGAACAAUAACAUCACGCCCUUGCCUACAAUCGAAGAAGUGUUGUGGAAAGCGUUAAGGAAGGCACGCCUAAUUUCACCUACGAGUGACGAAGGUACUGAGGUUGUAUGGUCUUAUGCGGAGCGCUCCCGUAGGCCACUCAAUAUUAAUUGGGAUGGCUGUCAGUACAGUAAAGGUGGGCGCACGGAUAAAGGAGUAAGUGCAUUUGGUCAAGUGAUAGGCAUUCGGGUACGGAGUAAUCGGCCAACGAUCGAAAGACCACGUGAAGCCUCCACAAAUAUCGAGAUAGAUGACGAAACUGUCAAUAGCGACCUCGUAGCUUCAAGUGAGCUCCCAGCGGUUGGUGUUGACGACCUUGGGCAUGAUGUAAAACCUUCCUUUGACCCAAUCAAGGAUGAAUUGCCAUACAUCUCAAUCUUGAAUUCCCUUCUGCCAUCAGACAUCCGAGUACUGGCCUGGUGCCCUGAGCCACCAGACGACUUUGAUGCACGUUUCUCUUGUGGAGAGAGGCAGUAUAAAUACUUCUUUACCAACCCAGCUUUCUUGCCAACACCUGGCCCGAUCGGGCUGAAAGAUGCCAGCGGACAUGAAACUGAUCUGAGAGAAGGUUGGCUGGACGUGGAUGCUAUGAGGACGGCUGCGAAGAAGUUGGUGGGCCUUCAUGACUUUCGAAAUUUCUGCCGAGUCGACGCAAGCAAGCAGUUGACGACAUUCGAGAGAAGGAUUACACAUGUUGAUGUUGAGGAAGUCAAACAACAAAGUGGUCCAGUCGCGUUCUUCGAGCAACCGCAGCUAGCAAAGCACACUAAUCCGACACACCUUAAGCCGGGUGCCUUGCCAACUUCUGGCCCUAAAGUUUAUAGCUUCACCGUGCAUGGCUCGGCUUUUCUAUGGCAUCAAGUUCGCCACAUGGUCGCAGUGUUAUUUCUGGUUGGACAAAGGUUAGAGUCGCCCUCGAUCGUUGACGAGCUGCUGGACAUUGAAAACAACCGAAGUCGACCUACAUAUGAUAUGGCUUCCGAUGCUCCUCUGGUACUAUGGGACUGCAUUUUUCCAAUUGAUAAAGUUCAAAGCCAGGAUGAUGGGCUAGAAUGGAUUUACGCAGGGGAUGCCAGAAAUUUGGAGGGCUUAACCACUAAAGGCGAUGGUAAGUUCGGUCUAGGAGGCAUCGUCGACGAAGUGUGGUCCAACUGGCGGAAGCACAAGAUAGACGAGACGUUGGCCAGCGCCCUGUUAGAUCGUGUUGUAUGUCAGGGUGAUCAGAGUGCACUCCAACGUGGAGGCUUCAGAGACCUGGAAACAAGGACCUACCGCAGUCAAAAAUUAUUCGAUGGUAGUGAGACUGCGAGGAUGGCAGGCAAGUACGUACCAGUCAUGGAGAAGCCCAAGAUGGAGACGAUCGAUAUCCAGAAUGCUAGAUAUCGUACCGGCAAAGGGAGCAGACAAGACACACGUAGAGCUCAGGAGCUCAAUAAGGACGAUUAA
Molecule: messenger RNA, 1728 nt
Organism: Endocarpon pusillum Z07020
Lineage: Eukaryota; Fungi; Ascomycota; Eurotiomycetes; Verrucariales; Verrucariaceae
Exons: 1
Coding region: 1-1728 (575 amino acids)
Biological process (GO): tRNA pseudouridine synthesis; mRNA pseudouridine synthesis
Cellular component (GO): cytoplasm; nucleus
Molecular function (GO): pseudouridine synthase activity; RNA binding
Source: RefSeq, a predicted model, not a curated record